Messenger RNA from Colletotrichum paranaense, 1035 nucleotides. RefSeq lists its product as uncharacterized. The transcript has 4 exons. Lineage: Eukaryota; Fungi; Ascomycota; Sordariomycetes; Glomerellales; Glomerellaceae. The record is from RefSeq and is a predicted model, not a curated record. The coding region runs from base 1 to 1035 and encodes 344 amino acids.
AUGGCUGAAGUUAACCCCGACCAGCCCACCGCCGAGAUCCUAUUCAAGGUCAUUGCCGAGAGAAGACUUGCGACCGACCCACAGACCCUCAAGGACUUCUUCUUCGACCGCUGUAUCACCACCAAGGGCCAGGAGAAGCUCCACGCCUUCGACUACAACCAGUACAUUUGCAACCCCAACGACGUCGACGCGGAGCUCGCCGCACACGCCGAAGAGAUCAUGGGUGCCCUCGCCGGUCCCGUUGACGACGAUGGAUACAUGGCUCGCAUCCCUGUCUUCAUGUGGGGUCAGGCUCGCCUCCGCCACAAGAAGGAGGCGCUCGAGGCGAAGGGCGAGUAUGUCCGCACCGUUCACGGCACGCGCUUCAGCUCGGUGCCCAACGUGGAGCCAGGGGGACCUCCCGCGGCUGGCCACGCCAUCUUCUGCCCUGAUGGCUUCAAUGGCGUGCCCCUUAGCGAGAUCACCCGCGCUAUGCAGAAUAUCCCUGGUGUGACUCCCCAAGACCUGCCCGCCAUGCAGAUCUGGUUCUUCACUCGUUGCAAGUCCCACGACCAAGCCUUCAAUCUCCUCCGCAUCUACCAGACCCUCCUCAUCGACCUCGACUUCACCCCGCGCGAGAUCGAGGACUGGCUGGCGCAGGGCCAUCUCGGCCGCAACAUCGUGAUGCACUUUGAGAAUAACCUAGGCGAAAUCCCAGAGUACCUGAUGAUGUGGUUGAUGGCGCACAUCUGGAUCUUUGGUCUCGAGCCCGGUGCCGCGCUGCAGGAGGAUGUGCCCGUCUUCAAGUUCUCGGUUGAAGAUAAGGAGUUUUUGGGGCAGUCGUUGGCGCGUGUGAGGGCUGUGACGGAGCCGAAGGGAUUUCUGGAAAUGUGGCUAUUGGGUCCGGAGGAGGAGGAGGAGGAGGAGUAUCCUUUGACGUGUGAGCGGCGCCUUGAGCCCGAUAAUUGGAAGAAGUUGUACUCGAGCUGGGAAUGGCGGCAGAAGAUCGCGGACAUGUGGUAUCGCUCGCCGCGGAAGGAUUGGAUGAAGAAAUGA